This is a messenger RNA of Magallana angulata, 527 nucleotides long. Its product is annotated as D-galactoside-specific lectin-like. The record is from RefSeq and is a predicted model, not a curated record. Lineage: Eukaryota; Metazoa; Mollusca; Bivalvia; Ostreida; Ostreidae. The transcript is spliced from 4 exons. Bases 1 to 459 code for a protein of 152 amino acids. Gene Ontology annotation, molecular function: carbohydrate binding.
AUGAAACAGUUAUAUAUAUAUAUCAGGUUCAAGUUUUAUUAUGUAAGUCUUAAAAUGAAAACUCUGUUUCUAUUCACCUGUCUCCUACUUUUAUUUGAAGUUGGAGAGUCAUGGGUUUGGGGAGGCAGCAGCUGGUAUGGAACGACAACAACAUCAAUUUGUCAGAACCAGAAACUCACUCUGCAUUGUGGUCAUGGCAGAGUGAUUAAAAUCCGGCAUGCCAACUACGGUAGGACAAACUACUUUACCUGUCCACGAGGAAAUCUUCACACAGAUGAUUGUGAAAGCAGCGAUACAAAGGAAAUUGUAAAAAAGCGCUGUAAUGGAAGAAGAAAAUGCACGCUUACAGCAACAAAUUCCAUCUUUGGUAAUCCUUGUCAUGGUACAACUAAAUACCUGGAAGUGACAUUUAAAUGUAUCCAUGACGAUGAAAAAAGAUCUUUAAAGAAUGUGAAAUAAUAACUUCAGAGCAUGACCGCUACAGUGCAAUCGGAACGUUCUUUAUGAAUAAAGAAAAAGUCCAAACA